AUGCGAAGGGGUGAUGGACCUGUAAGGUUUCACGCUGUUUCUGCGCGUCCCGCCUUGCUCCAUUGCUUCGCCCCUUGCUUUGACCAGUGGACUCGUCCUGAGGGGUGGGGGCUAAGACGCGCGCACUCGCUGCAGUGGUCUGGUGGACCUGCGGCUUCUCCCCACCUGGUGAGCAGGAGCUAGAGAUGCUAUUAGGCUGUCAUUUUAUCGAAUGUGAGAAGUCAGCCCAGAGAUGGAAAACUUCAUUCUGUACGAGGAGAUUGGCAGAGGAAGCAAAACUGUUGUCUAUAAAGGGCGGCGGAAGGGAACAAUCAAUUUUGUAGCUAUUCUUUGUACUGAUAAGUGCAAGAGGCCUGAAAUAACCAAUUGGGUCCGUCUCACCCAUGAAAUUAAACACAAGAAUAUUGUAACUUUUCACGAAUGGUAUGAAACCAGCAAUCAUCUCUGGCUAGUUGUAGAACUCUGCACAGGUGGUUCCUUAGAAAUGGUUAUUGCUCAAGAUGAAAACCUUCCUGAAGAUGUUGUGAGAGAAUUUGGGAUUGACCUGAUUACUGGAUUACAUCAUCUUCAUCAACUCGGAAUUCUCUUUUGUGACAUUUCUCCUGGGAAGAUACUCUUGGAAGGGCCUGGCACACUGAAGUUCAGUAAUUUUUGCUUGGCCAAAGUAGAAGGUGAAAAUUUGGAAGAGUUCUUUGCCUUGGUGGCAGCAGAAGAAGGAGGAGGUGAUAGUGGAGAAAAUGUACCGAAGAAAAACAUGAAAAGUAGAGUCAAAGGAUCUCCUAUCUAUACAGCUCCAGAAAUUGUGAAGGGUACCGACUUCUCCAUCACCAGUGACCUCUGGUCUUUGGGCUGUCUGCUUUAUGAAAUGUUUGCAGGAAAACCUCCAUUCUUCUCAGAAAGUUUAUCAGAAUUAGUUGAAAAGAUUCUUUAUGAAGAUCCUUUGCCACCUAUUCCAAAAGAUUCUUCUUGUCCUAAAGCUUCUUCAGAUUUUAUUAAUUUGCUUGAUGGUUUACUUCAAAAAGAUCCUCAGAAAAGAUUAACUUGGGCAGGCCUCCUGCAGCAUUCAUUUUGGAAGGACGCUUUCGCUAGAAAAGAUCAGGACUUGAGCACCGAGGAUUCCAGCGUCAGCAAAAACAUGGCGUAUUCCAGGUCACAAGAUGCCAAGGAGCUUCUGCAGAGCCCUCAGGGUGCACAAGCCAAAGGGGAUAAGAGUGGUCAGCGACUCAGUCACUCCUUCAGGCUAGAAAAUCCAUCAGAGUUGCAGCCUAAGAGUACUGUUGGGGGUCAAUUGAAUGAGUCCAUGUUUCUUCUGAGUUCUCGUCCUACUCCAAGAACUAGCACUGCAGUGACAUUAAGUCCUGGUGAGGAUAUGACUCAGAAUUCACCACAGAAGACUUCUCCUUUGACCAAGAUUACAGGGGCACACCUGAGUCAGCAGGACCUGGAGUCCCAGAUGAGAGACCUUAUCUACACAGACUCAGAUCUGGUCGUCACUCCCAUUAUAGAUAAUCCAAAGAUAAUGAAACAACCACCAAUUAAAUUUGAUCCCAAAAUAUUGCAUCUACCAGCACUUUCAGUGGAGAAGUUGGUAUUUCUAAAAGACCAAGACUGGAAUGACUUUUUGCAACAAGUGUGCUCACAGAUCGACUCCACUGAGAAGAGCACAGGAGCCUCCCGAGCCAAGCUGAACCUCCUUUGCUAUUUGUGUGUGGUGGCGGGUCACAGGGAAGUGGCCACCAGGCUCCUGCAUUCUCCUCUGUUCCAGUUGCUAAUACAGAAUUUGCGAACAGCUCCAAACUGGGAUAUAAGGGCCAAGGUUGCUCGGGUGAUUGGCUUACUCGCCUCGCACACAACUGGGCUCCAGGAAAAUACACCUGUCAUUGAGGCAAUUACUCUCCUAACGGAAUUAAUUAGGGAAAACUUCAGGAACAGCAAAUUAAAACAGUGCCUUUUACCCACCCUGGGGGAGCUGAUCUACCUUGUAGCCACACAGGAAGAAAAAAAAAAGAACCCCCGAGAAUGCUGGGCUGUUCCCUUGGCUGCGUACACGGUGCUAAUGAGGUGCCUUCGGGAAGGGGAAGAACGUGUUGUGAAUCACAUGGCAGCCAAGAUUAUUGAAAAUGUCUGCACUACCUUUUCUGCUCAGGCUCAGGGCUUUAUUACAGGAGAAAUUGGGCCUGUUUUAUGGUACCUGUUCAAACAUUCUACCAUUGAUUCUCUUCGGAUAACGGCAAUAUCGGCCUUGUGUAGAAUCACUCGCCAUUCCCCCACAGCCUUCCAGAACGUCAUUGAGAAGGUGGGACUGACCUCGGUGAUAAACUCCUUGGCCUCUGCCAUCUGCAAAAUCCAGCAGUACCUGUUGACCUUAUUCACUGCUAUGCUGUCCUGUGGGAUUCAUCUUCAGAGGCUAAUACAAGAAAAGGAUUUUGUCUCCACAAUUAUCCGUUUACUUGAUAGCCCCUCAACUACCAUUAGAGCCAAAGCCUUCCUGGUUCUUUUAUAUAUUUUGAUUCAUAACCAUGAGAUGCUGCUGCUCAGCUGCCAAGCAAGACUGGUGAUGUACAUUGAGAGAGACAGCAGAAAGACCACUCCAGGCAAGGAGCAGCAAAGCGGCAGUGCAUACCUGUCCAAAUGCCUGGACCUUCUCAUCCGUCACAUCGUGCAGGAGUUGCCGCGAAUCCUGGGUGACAUCCUUAACGCCUUGGCUAACGUUUCUGGUCGUAAACACCCAUCCACAGUUCAAGCAAAGCAGCUGAAGAUGUGUCUCCCGCUGAUGCCUAUAGUGCUUCACCUCGUAACUUCUCAGGUAUUUCGACCUCAUGUUGUGACAGAAGAGUUCCUUUUCAGUUAUGGAACUAUUCUUAGUCAUAUUAAAUCAGUAGACUCAGGAGAAACUAAUAUAGAUGGAGCCAUAGGACUGAUGGCAUCAGAAGAAUUUAUCAAGAUCACGCUGUCGGCUUUUGAAGCUGUGAUACAGUAUCCUAUUUUAUUGAAAGACUAUUGCUCUACGGUGGUUGACUAUAUCCUGCCACCAUUGGUCUCCUUGGUUCAGAGCCAAAAUGUGGAGUGGAGACUCUUCAGCUUGCGAUUGCUCUCAGAAACCACAUCUCUUCUUGUGAACCAGGAGGUUGACGCUGGCAAGAAGGAGGCAAACGUUGAUUCCGACAGCAGUCUUCUGGGCCUCAUUAGAGAGUCCUUACUUCCCCAGUACGAGCACAUCCUCAUGGAGCCUGACCCCGUCCCAGCAUAUGCUCUGAAGCUGCUUGUCGCUAUGACGGAACACAGCCCAACUUUUACCAGACUUGUGGAAGAAAGCAAAUUGAUCCCACGCAUUUUCGAAGUAAUUCUGGACCAUCAGCAGAACAUUCUGGGUAACACCAUGCAAAGUGUGAUUGCAUUGCUCAACAAUCUGGUCGCCUGCAAAGAUUCGAAUAUGAAGCUACUUUAUGAGCAAGGACUAGUCCAUCAUGUCUGUAACCUAUUCACUGAAACUGCCACACUGUGCUUGGAUGUGGACAAUAAAAACAAUGACGAGACGGCAGCCGCCCUGCUCUUUUCCCUGCUUGAAAUUUUGCACAGCAUGCUGACGUAUACAUCUGGGGUCGUGAGGCUGGCUCUGCAGGCACAGAAGUCAGGCUCAGGAGGGAGCACUCAGGCUGCAGAAGACCUGCUCCUGCUCAGCAAGCCCCUGACAGAUCUCGUCAGCCUGCUUAUCCCGCUGCUUCCUAGUGAGGAUCCUGAAAUUUUUGACAUCUCAUCCAAGUGUCUGUCUAUACUGGUUCAGCUGUACGGAGGGGAAAACCCAGACAGCCUGUCUCCUGAAAAUGCAGAGAACUUUGCUGAUUUACUGACAUCCAAAGAGGACCCAAAGGAGCAGAAGCUUCUGCUGAGGAUCCUCAGGAGAAUGAUCACCUCCAGUGAGAAGCACCUAGAAAGCCUCAGGAAUGCAGGCAGCCUCCUGCGGGCUCUGGAGUGGCUGGCCCCAGAUGGCGGUUCAUCGGCCAACAGUGCAGUGGCUUCCUUGGCCCUCGAAAUCCUCCAAGCUGCUGGACACUAGGCAAGAAGGCACUUAACACAAGCCCUGCGGCACUCACCCUCGACUACACACACUCACCACAUGGCCACCUACAGCUCUAUUUGGAUCUAAUAAAGUCAGCUGAACUCAGAA
Molecule: messenger RNA, 4168 nt
Organism: Phacochoerus africanus (Common warthog)
Lineage: Eukaryota; Metazoa; Chordata; Mammalia; Artiodactyla; Suidae
Gene: ULK4
Product: unc-51 like kinase 4
Exons: 37
Coding region: 233-4057 (1274 amino acids)
Biological process (GO): protein phosphorylation
Molecular function (GO): protein kinase activity; ATP binding
Source: RefSeq, a predicted model, not a curated record